AUGAAGCUCCCUACCCUCUUCCUCGCAUUUGCAUCUGCCACCGCGGCAUCCGCGGCAGCCCUAACCCAAGUCCUCGACUUUGGCGACAACCCAGGGGACAAUGAGUUGUGGAUCUACGUUCCCGACCAGCUAUCUGAGAAUCCAGCUGUCAUCGUCGCGCUCCACGGCUGCCUUGGCUCCGCAAAUGACUACUACAGCCAGACAGACCUCCCCGCUGCCGCUGACGAGAACGGCUUCAUCCUCGUCUACCCGGGCUCCCACGAUGACUCCAACUGCUGGGACGUGGCGACAGAGGAAUCGCUUACCCAUGGUGGGGGAAGCGACUCCCAGUCUAUUGUGAAUAUGGUGCAGUAUGCGCUGGAUGAGUAUAGCGGUGACAGCACCAAGGUGUUUGCGACAGGCUCCUCGUCCGGCGCUAUGAUGAGUCUUGUCCUGGCCGCGGCGUACCCGGAUGUCUUUUCCGGGAUAGCGGCGUAUAGUGGCAUCCCGUAUGGUUGUCUACGCGGUUCACCGGGCUCCUCGCCAAUCAGCGCUGAUCAGGCGUGUGCGAGGGGAGAGGUGAGUAAGACUGCGCAGGAGUGGAAGAGUGAGGUGGAAAAGGCGUGGCCUGGGUUUAAUGGAAGCUAUCCCAAGGUGCAGGUGUGGCAUGGCACCGCGGAUUCGGUCGUAUUGCCGAAUAACUUCGACGAGGAGGUGAAGCAGUGGUCCGCUGUUUUUGGUGUGGAUGUGACCGAGGAGGAACAGAAUAGCCCGCUGGCUGGGUAUACGCGGUCUAUCUUUGGGGAUGGCAGCCAGUUUGAAGCAUAUCUUGCAGAGGGCGUUGGACAUGUGGUGCCGACGCAGGUCGACUCGACGCUGCAGUGGUUCGGGCUAGUAUAG
This is a messenger RNA of Aspergillus puulaauensis, 879 nucleotides long. RefSeq names its product alpha/beta hydrolase family esterase. Gene Ontology annotation, molecular function: hydrolase activity. The coding region runs from base 1 to 879 and encodes 292 amino acids. The transcript is spliced from 2 exons. The record is from RefSeq and is a predicted model, not a curated record. Lineage: Eukaryota; Fungi; Ascomycota; Eurotiomycetes; Eurotiales; Aspergillaceae. Gene Ontology annotation, cellular component: extracellular region.